AUGACAGAAGAUAAUUCAAAUGGUCAUUUUAGUCCACGAUAUAAAGCUCAAUCAACAUCUCAACUUUUAUUACCAGAUUCAAUUAGUACGAAAUCUAUUUCAUCAACAUCAUCAGCAUCAUCUCUUGCUAUGUCAAAUAGUCCAAAAAAUAAUUUAUCAUCAUUUUUAAAAAUGUCAUUAUCAAAUCGUAAGACAGCUAUAACACGACCAACAGAAGAUCGUUUUAUUAUGACAAUUAUAAAAAGUCCAUCAGUUAAUUCUCAACGUGCAUCAUCAAAUUCUUCAAGUGAAUUUUUUACAGCACCAUCAACAUUAACAACAAUGACAACGAAUGAUGAUUUACAAAAUAAUAGUAAAUUUCUUAAAAAUAAAGUUACAGCAGCAUUCAAUCAUAUGAAAUAUCGUUGGGUUGUAAGAAUGCGACCAAAUUUUCGUACAAAUGAAUCACCAAUUUAUUUUCUUGGAAAGAUGUAUAAUGGAAAAGAAGAAACAACAUCUGAUGAUAUACCUCGUCCAUAUAGUGAACAAUCAUAUUCAAAUUUUUUAAAAUCAUUUUCCGAACGAAUUUAUUUUUCAUAUCGAAAACAAUUUGAACCAUUAAAUGGUUUAAGACGCAAUGGAGAUUUAAUAACAUCUGAUUGUGGUUGGGGUUGUAUGAUACGUUGUGCUCAAAUGUUACUUGCUCAAACGUUACUUAAUCAUAUGACGAAUAAAAUUAAUUUACCUUAUUCAAAUAUUAAAAUAUCAGAAAAAUGUCCAAAACGAAAUUCUCUUGAAUAUUGUCGAAAUACUAAUCGAACUAAUCGACGUACACAUAUUUAUACUGAUAUUAUUCGUUUAUUUGGAGAUUAUCCAAAUGUUAAAUGUCCGUUUGGAAUUCAUAAAAUUGUUGAAAUUGGUACAACACUUGGUAUUCAUCCAGGUGAUUUUUUUGGACCAGUAAGUGCUGCACAUUGUUUAAAACAAGCUCUUCAAACUGCUGUUGAAUUAAAUCAAAUGCCAGAUACACUUCGAAUUUAUAUUAGUCAAGAUGCAAUUAUUUAUCGACAAGAUGUUGUUAAUCUAUGUACAGCUCCAUCAAAUUUAAUUAAAAAAAAACUUAAUCAAUCAAUUGAACCAAUAAUGAAUAAUAAUGAAAAUAAUCCUGCAAUAUGGUUAACAUCAUUACUUAUACUUGUACCAUUAAGAUUAGGUUUAAAUGAACUUGAUUUAAUAUAUGAACCUUAUUUAAAAGAAGCACUUAAAUUAACUCAAACAGUUGGAAUUAUUGGUGGUAGUCCUCGACAUGCUGUUUAUAUAGUUGCUUUUCAAGAUGAAAGUUUUAUUGAUUUUGAUCCACAUUUUAGUCAAGCAACUGUUAAUGUAUUAGAAGAUAUAUUUGAUUUAUCUAGUUAUUCAUGUUCAUCACCUAAAAAAUUAACGGCAAAAAAAUUGGAUCCUAGUUGUACAUUAGGAUUUUAUUGUAGAGAUAAAGCUGAUUUUGAAAUGUUUUGUGCACAGUGGAAUCAUAUAUGUCACAUGGCAACUGAUGAUCGACGUACAUGUCCAAUAUUUCGUAUUGAACGUGGAACAUUUCAAGAAAGUCAUACACGUAUAUUUAAUUUUGAUUAUCCAUCAUUAAAUAAUGAAGAAAAUACUAUUCUUCGUGUAACUAAAUUACCAUCAUCAGAAAGUAGUUCAUUAUUAUCAUCAACUAAUCAUAAACAAUCAAAUAAAAAUCUUAAUUUAUCAAUAAUACAAUAUUGUGAUACAUAUAAUGAUGUUGAUCAAAUAUCAAAUGAAACGAAAACAAAAACAAAUCGUAUAAGAAAGCAUUCUCUAUCUGACGAUUAUGUUUUUUUAUAA
This is a messenger RNA of Rotaria sordida, 1845 nucleotides long. Lineage: Eukaryota; Metazoa; Rotifera; Eurotatoria; Philodinida; Philodinidae. The record is from the annotation of a GenBank genome assembly.